CUUCCCCUUCCCCUCCCAGCGCGCCCGCGCGCCCCGCGGCCCUCGGCGAGCAGCUCGGCUCCCCCCAGCGCUCCCCGGGCCCAAAGAUAUGGCAAUGGUAGUUAGCAGCUGGCGAGAUCCGCAGGACGACGUGGCCGGGGGCAACCCCGGCGGCCCCAACCCCGCAGCGCAGGCGGCCCGCGGCGGCGGCGGCGCCGGCGAGCAGCAGCAGCAGGCGGGCUCGGGCGCGCCGCACACGCCGCAGACCCCGGGCCAGCCCGGAGCGCCCGCCACCCCCGGCACGGCAGGGGACAAGGGCCAGGGCCCGCCCGGCUCGGGCCAGAGCCAGCAGCACAUCGAGUGCGUGGUGUGCGGGGACAAGUCGAGCGGCAAGCACUACGGCCAGUUCACCUGCGAGGGCUGCAAAAGUUUCUUCAAGAGGAGCGUCCGCAGGAACUUAACUUACACAUGCCGUGCCAACAGGAACUGUCCCAUCGACCAGCACCACCGCAACCAGUGCCAAUACUGCCGCCUCAAGAAGUGCCUCAAAGUGGGCAUGAGGCGGGAAGCGGUUCAGCGAGGAAGAAUGCCUCCAACUCAACCCAAUCCAGGCCAGUACGCACUCACCAACGGGGACCCCCUCAACGGCCACUGCUACCUGUCCGGCUACAUCUCGCUGCUGCUGCGCGCGGAGCCCUACCCCACGUCGCGCUACGGCAGCCAAUGCAUGCAGCCCAACAACAUCAUGGGCAUCGAGAACAUCUGCGAGCUGGCCGCGCGCCUGCUCUUCAGCGCCGUCGAGUGGGCCCGCAACAUCCCCUUCUUCCCGGAUCUGCAGAUCACCGACCAGGUGUCCCUGCUACGCCUGACCUGGAGCGAGCUGUUCGUGCUCAACGCAGCCCAGUGCUCCAUGCCGCUGCACGUGGCGCCGCUGCUGGCCGCCGCCGGCCUGCACGCCUCGCCCAUGUCCGCCGACCGCGUCGUGGCCUUCAUGGACCACAUCCGCAUCUUCCAGGAGCAGGUGGAGAAGCUCAAGGCGUUGCACGUCGACUCGGCCGAGUACAGCUGCCUCAAAGCCAUCGUGCUGUUCACGUCAGAUGCCUGUGGCCUGUCGGACGCCGCCCACAUCGAGAGCCUGCAGGAGAAGUCGCAGUGCGCGCUGGAGGAGUACGUGAGGAGCCAGUACCCUAACCAGCCCAGCCGCUUCGGCAAACUGCUACUACGACUGCCCUCGCUGCGCACCGUAUCCUCCUCGGUCAUCGAGCAGCUCUUCUUCGUCCGUUUGGUAGGUAAAACCCCCAUCGAAACUCUCAUCCGCGAUAUGUUACUGUCUGGGAGCAGCUUCAACUGGCCUUACAUGUCUAUCCAGUGCUCCUAGACCUUGGGCGCUUCCCACCUGCCCCCACCCCCUAGAGACUCACAGGACCGGCGGGGGGCCGUGGACUCCAAUGCCGCGGGGACACCAGGCGGCCGAUGCAGGGUGCGGUGGGCCGGGCAGCGGGGAGGAGGGCCAGGGCGACAGGAGCAGCCCACCGUGCAGAAAUGCAACCCGAGCUGCAAACCAGGAGAAAAAGAGACUCUUUUUAGUGUCAGAUCUGUGGACAUGUUGGAAAGGAAAGGAAAAAGA
Molecule: messenger RNA, 1606 nt
Organism: Physeter macrocephalus (sperm whale)
Lineage: Eukaryota; Metazoa; Chordata; Mammalia; Artiodactyla; Physeteridae
Gene: NR2F1
Product: nuclear receptor subfamily 2 group F member 1
Exons: 3
Coding region: 89-1357 (422 amino acids)
Biological process (GO): anatomical structure development; cell differentiation; positive regulation of transcription by RNA polymerase II
Molecular function (GO): nuclear receptor activity; zinc ion binding; RNA polymerase II cis-regulatory region sequence-specific DNA binding
Source: RefSeq, a predicted model, not a curated record